CAAUCAAUGAUCGGGCUCUUCAUCCUUCAUCCGGAGCAAAAGGCCCUAGCCGGUGCGACGCUGCAUUGGAGAACGUUGAUUUCCUGGGUUCUGCUCCGGCUUGCCUUGCUGCUCUAGCAUUGGGAUCUGCAUCCUGUGACGGGCUCGCCGAUUUUUUUUUGUGCCUUCUGAAGAACCACUUCGCCUGCCAACGGCUUUGCUAUAAGGAAUACGGAACACAGCACUUUCGCCUGCGUGGAGUGGUCUCGCGGCUUCCAGAACCUCCUGCCUUCUGUUAUCGGAACUCCAUCUAGGCUUUCGCUGGCCAAUCAGAUCGCCCCGUUCCCUCAAGAUAGGUAGAGAUGCGGAGCGUGGGCUCUUCGCUCAGCCCAUUCCUCACAAGCCGAAGUCGAAUUGGGACACAGGGAGAUCGAGAUCCCGCUUCCGGCCCAAUCCCCGCCGGCGUUGGCAUCUCAAAAAGCGGCAUGCCACGGUGGAAUCUGUGGUUUUGCGACUGCAGCUGAAUUUGGGAUUCCAUCAAGAGUUUUUCCGGAAGCUGUGCGCCUAGAGGACGACCCUGCCUCGGUUUUGAACGCGCGGCCGGCCAAGCACCAACAAACUGAGUUCUUCACACCUCCUGCGCCGGCUCGGCCUCGGAACGACCGCUGCUGCGCGGCCCCGGCCCCGUCAUCCGAGUCCACCCACGGCUUUUGCGCUUGACGGCCACCCCACUCCGACUGGCGGCUCAAAUAAAAGCAGGCCAGGCAACCCCCCCUCCCCACGCCGUUCCACCACACAUGUCAGGCCACAGGUAGACCGAAGCCCCCAGCCAUCCCCCCUCUCCCCCUCCGCCUGCUCGGCACCGGCACGAUGUCCGGCCACGCCGACAGCUCCGACCCGGUCACGCCGGCCGAUGAGGUCCUCCCCACGAGCAACCCUGCCUCGCCGGGCUCCGUCGACGACUCCUCCCAGGCCAGCACGCCGCUCGACCCGCCGAGUGCGAGCUCCGAUGCGGCACCCAGUUUCUCCCCCGCCGGCGAGCUUCCCCGCCGGAUCCCCUCCUUGAGAACAGUGUCAGACCCCGACCACUCCAGCCAUAUGAGCCCGAGUUCCAGCGUUAGCGGGCUGUUGAGCACGGUCAGGAGACCGACGCCCAGCGCGGCUGGCCUGCCGUCAGAUAUCAUGCAGAGGGCACGAGCCUUGCAGGAACAGCGCAUGAACAUGGGCGCCCGCACAUCCGGCUCGCCCGCUGGCAUGAACAUGAACAUGAACACGAACACGAACAGGGGAGCGCCCGUCGGCGGCGGGCUAGCAGGCGGCGUGGCGCCGAACCUCAGGUUACCAGCCGGCUUAACACGCCCCAUGCACCCCGGGUUUCCCAAGUCGUCCCCCGCCGUCCCAGGCACAAGGAAACCUCCAAGCCUGAGCGAGAGGAGAGCCAUGAAGCUUGGCAACCUAUCAGGAACAGGAACUCCCUCGCCUGUGGGCACGCCGAAACUGCCAGAUCUUGGCGCCGACGCAGCACAGCCGCCAGCGCUGAACGGCGAAGGGCGCGGUUCCAAGCUCAGCGACUUUAAGAACUAUAUUGACGCAGACAAGGGCUGGAUCACGUUCGAGGGAGCUGCGACCAUCACGCAGACGGGGGUCAACUUCGCCAACGGCCAGACUUUCUCCAUCUCCUUAGACGAGAUCGAAGUGCUCGACGAGCUCGGCAAGGGCAACUACGGGACCGUCUACAAGGUCAGGCACGCGCGGCCCAAAGUGCCGCGGUUUGGCCACGGGUUGAGCAAGGUUAAGGCAUCGGCCGCGACCGAAACGGAGAAUACCAGCGAGGACCCAUCACCAAGCUCGACCGGGAGCAGCGGGCGGGCGACUUCCGGGGUUGUCAUGGCCAUGAAAGAGAUCCGGCUCGAGCUCGACGAGGCCAAGUUCACCACGAUCCUAAAGGAGCUCGUCAUCCUCCACGAGUGCGUUUCCCCGUAUAUCAUCGACUUUUAUGGCGCCUUCUACCAGGAGGGCGCCGUCUACAUGUGCAUCGAGUACAUGGACGGCGGCAGCAUCGACAAGCUGUACGCCGGCGGCAUCCCGGAGAAUGUCCUGCGCAAGAUCACCUUCGCCACCGUCAUGGGCCUCAAGACGCUCAAGGACGACCACAACAUCAUCCACCGCGACGUCAAGCCGACCAACAUCCUAGUCAACACCAGCGGACAGGUCAAGAUCUGCGACUUUGGCGUGUCGGGCAACUUGGUGGCCAGCAUCGCCAAGACCAACAUCGGCUGCCAGAGCUAUAUGGCGCCCGAGCGCAUCAGCGGCGGCGCGCUGGCCGCGGGCGCCGCGGGUGCCGCCGACGGGACGUACAACGUGCAGAGCGACAUCUGGAGCUUGGGUCUGACCAUCAUCGAGUGCGCCAUGGGGAGGUAUCCGUACCCGCCCGAAGUGUCGAGCACCAUCUUCAGCCAGCUCAGCGCCAUCGUAGAAGGCGACCCGCCGGACCUGCCGGCAGAGGGCUACUCGCCGCAGGCGCGCGACUUUGUCCGCUCGUGCCUCAACAAGAACCCCAAGAAGCGGCACACGUACGCGAUGCUGCUCGCGCACCCGUGGAUCAAGAGCCUGGGCAAGCCCGAGACGAUCGCGGAGGAUGCCGAGGCCGAGGCGGCGGCGGCCGACGACGAGCUCGCCGACGCGGCCGGCCAGCUGAGCCUCAGCAACCCGUCGGGCCUCGUCGGCGAGGGCGACUACGAGGUCGCCGCCUGGGUGCGCGGCGUGCUCGAGCGCAAGAGGGCCGCCGGCGGCCGGCUGCCCAUGGAGGAGGACCCGCCCAGGAGGCCGGCCCUGCAUGCCGCCCCGCUCGACUCGGUCAGUCCGGUCUCGAGUCCGAUGCUUGGGCAUUGAUGUUUUUUACCUCAGGAGUUUGUUUUUAGCACCGCAGGGGCGCGGUGCUGGGCCGGUACCUAUACUAGAAAGUUUUUCUUUACUAUGAUCGGGAUCGUCGGCGGUAUCGAGACCGGAAGGAGAGAGUGUUCCUUUUGUGGUGUGUGUUUCCUUCUUAUGAACGGCAAGCUGCAGGGGUUGUUAUUCCUGGUGGAUAAACACCGGCUUGCUGUUCCGUCGCAACAUGCCGUCUCCCAAGACGGCCAUCUCGAAUUCUCAUGGUCUCUCCUCCGUGGGCCACUGCGAUCCUCUUUAAUAUCAUUUAUGUGUGCGUGGCUCUCUCCUAAUGCUGUAAAAUGGUCCCACACAGUUUGUUUGGGGCGUCAUCUCGGUAUGGCCAGCGUGGAGGCCACGAGGCGAAGCCAAGGGAGAAUUAAUCGAGUCGGGGGGGGAAGCCAGUUGAGUUCCAGGGGCUGAUACCGGGUUUGGAGGUUGGAAUGGUUCAUACCAGUCCCGGAGAAGCAAGGUGGUCCUAAUGGGUGUGAAAGUAAAAGGAAAAGAAUGUAUCAACUCUGCUCCCUGGCUAUUACAAUUAUUACCAAAAAAGCUGAGAAAAGUUUGACAAGUA
Molecule: messenger RNA, 3478 nt
Organism: Thermothielavioides terrestris NRRL 8126
Lineage: Eukaryota; Fungi; Ascomycota; Sordariomycetes; Sordariales; Chaetomiaceae
Exons: 2
Coding region: 850-2871 (673 amino acids)
Biological process (GO): MAPK cascade; cellular hyperosmotic response; protein phosphorylation
Molecular function (GO): MAP kinase kinase activity; ATP binding
Source: RefSeq, a predicted model, not a curated record